CGUUUCAAGUCUGAAAAUAAACUCACAAAAUCAAGCAAAUCGAGCAAAUCGGAAAUUGAUCUCGUCCAUCUGUUCCUGAAGGAAGGAUACGCUGAAAUCGUGUCAGUGCUGCAAGUUAUCACUUGGUGGCGUUGCUCAUCUCUCUCUUUCUCCCAUUUCUCUCGUUGCAGUUACAGAAGUCAAGCAACUGAAAAAAGCGCCAUUUUUCAAACAAUCGUACUCGAGUGAAGUUGUAAACACAGGAGCACAGAGCAAAAAACAUCAGCCAAAAUGUCUGAUCGCAAAGCCGUGAUUAAAAAUGCCGACAUGAGCGAGGAGAUGCAGCAGGAUGCCGUCGAUUGUGCGACACAGGCCCUCGAGAAGUACAACAUUGAGAAGGACAUUGCGGCCUACAUCAAGAAGGAGUUCGACAAAAAAUACAAUCCCACAUGGCAUUGCAUUGUGGGCCGCAACUUUGGAUCGUAUGUUACCCACGAGACGCGCCACUUCAUCUACUUCUAUUUGGGCCAGGUGGCCAUUUUAUUGUUUAAGAGCGGUUAAAGUAUUGUCGAGUCGGAUGAAGUGGUGGUGAGGAGG
Drosophila subpulchrella is the source of this 576-nucleotide messenger RNA. Its product is annotated as dynein light chain 1, cytoplasmic. Gene Ontology annotation, biological process: microtubule-based process; cilium assembly. Bases 271 to 540 code for a protein of 89 amino acids. Gene Ontology annotation, molecular function: dynein light intermediate chain binding; dynein intermediate chain binding. Gene Ontology annotation, cellular component: cytoplasmic dynein complex. Lineage: Eukaryota; Metazoa; Arthropoda; Insecta; Diptera; Drosophilidae. The transcript is spliced from 3 exons. The record is from RefSeq and is a predicted model, not a curated record.